Molecule: messenger RNA, 423 nt
Organism: Cadophora gregata
Lineage: Eukaryota; Fungi; Ascomycota; Leotiomycetes; Helotiales; Ploettnerulaceae
Exons: 1
Coding region: 1-423 (140 amino acids)
Source: RefSeq, a predicted model, not a curated record
AUGGAUACAGCGGACCGACAAGGUGGCAUCCUGCAAUCUUUCUUUAAUUCCAUCGGGGCUUUGAACACAGGUCGACUGUCUCACCUCUGUAUCAACUUCCCGGUCGUUGAGAAUUCGAAAGACCAAUCCGGUACGGAUGUGCUCGGGGAAGAUGACCUGCACAGUUUGAAGCUUCUGCAAGAAAAUUGUACGAAUCUGGUCACUCUGGAAAUUCUCCUUUACGGCCAAAACUCCGCGUGCUUGAUGAACGCCGAGGACAAGAACUCGCAAGUCAUCCAAGAGGCUCUGUCGCAGAUUGAUACGCAGCUGAGAUCUAUCUCUUCACUGAAAAAGGGAAUCGUCCGAUAUUACAAUGGAGCCCCGUCUACUUUCGUCAUGGAGUUGAUGCAAGGUCUUGGCUGGGCUGUCUUAAGGGGACGAUGA